GCGAGGCGGGCAACGGCGAGUCGGGCGACGGCGUGGGCGGCGGCGGCGGCGAGGCGGGCGGAGGACAGGCCGCGGCGAGGGUCGUCCCUCCCGUGCCGGAGGGUGCUGGUCGGCGGGGGAUGCUGCAGAGGUGCGGACGAGUGGGAGUGGUCACUCGAGAGGAGUGCGAGGCUGCGCGAGAGUAGGCGGGAGAUGCUCGUGCUCGGGAUCGAGUCGUCCUGCGACGACACGGGCGCGGCGGUGGUGCGGGGGGACGGGACCGUCCUCGCCGAGGCGAUCGCGUCGCAGGUCGGCGUACACGAGGAGUGGGGCGGCGUGGUGCCAAAGCUGGCGCAGCAGUCGCACCGCGCCGCCAUCGACGGGACGGUCGCCGAGGCGCUUCGCCGCGCCGCCGUCUCUCCGGCCGACCUCUCCGCCGUCGCCGUCACCGUCGGUCCGGGCUUGGCGCCCUACGGACGUGGCGAGAGAAGAAGACGUCGACGGGCCGUCCUCCACCCGCCAGCACAUACGGCGCUUUAGGCGCUCUGCCUGGACGUGGGGGUGCGCAAGGCGCUCUCGCUCUGCCGCGAGCACCGCAUCCCUCUCGUGCGGGUCCACCACAUGGAAGCUCACGCCCUCGUCACGUGGCUCCCCUCCUGCCACGCGCACCACGCACCCCGCCCGCACCCGCCGUCCGCGUCCGUGCCGCAAGCCCCGCCGCCGCCGCCGCUGCUGUCGGGGCUGCUGCCCCCCUUCCCCUUCCUGACGCUGCUCGUCUCUGGCGGGCACAACAUGCUCGUCCUCUCGCGCGCCGUGGGCGAUCACACGGUCCUCGGCUCGACCCUCGACGACUCGAUCGGAGAGGCUUUCGACAAGACGGCCCGCCUCCUCGGCAUCGAGGCCAUCCCGGGCGGGCCUCCCCUCGAGCGGCUCGCAGCGAGCGGAGACCCUCGCGCGUACGCGCUGCCGCGGCCGCUCUCGCGCACCCGCGACGAGGCUCUCCGCUCCAACUGCGACUUUUCGUACGCCGGCCUCAAGUCGGCCCCCGCAGUGGCCAACGGCGAUGGCGGCGCGUCAGCCGCGGGCGGCGCCGGGGCAGCUGCCCCCGAUGGCGCCGCCACGCCAGCAGGCUCGGGGGGCGCGCAGCGGCGGGCCGACAUCGCCGCCUCCUUCCAGCGGGUCGCCGUCGAGCACCUCGUCGAGCGCGUCGAGCGCGCCAUCGGCUGGGCGCGCGAGGCGGAGCCGGGUCUCACUUGCGUCGUCGUCGCGGGAGGCGUCGCCGCGAACGGCGAGGUGCGGAGGCAGCUGAGCGGCGCGUGCGGCCGCGCCGGACUUCCGAUGGUGUGCCCCCCGGUGCGGCUCUGCACGGACAACGGGACGAUGGUUGCGUGGGCGGGCAUGCUCCGCCUCUGGCUCGGCCUCGCGGAGCCGCCCCUGCGCGAGAGCGACGAGCUCGACCUCUUCGUCGAGCGGUACACUCUGCUGCAGAAUUCAAUGUCCGAGGUGGACCGCUGGAAGCCCGAGGAGGACGAGUCGCGCGAGCAGCGCGAGGGCAAGCGCCACCGCGACCGCGACCGCGAUCGCCGCGAGCGCAAGCGCGACCGCCGCGACGACUCAUCGAGCGAUGAGGACCGCCGACGUCGGCGCCGCUCGCGCUCGCGCUCGUCGAGUGACGAAGAGCGAUCGCGUCGGCGAGACCGCGACCGGCGCGACCGCGACCGGAGGCGCGACGACAGCGAGGAGCGGCACGCGCGGCGGCGCGACGACCGACACGAAGACAGCGGUCGGCGCGGCACCCACGAGGAGCGGGAGGUGAGCCGGCCGCCGCAGGUCGACCCGGAGCUCGAGCAGCUGCGGGAGGAGCUGCGGAUCGCCGAGCAGCGCCUGUACCAGCUGCAGCAGGAGCUGCGGGAGAAGGUCCUCGCGCCGUGCGACUUCAACGUCAAGCUUCCGGCCAAGCCGAAAGAGAUCCGGAAGCGGUUCGCCGAGGCGGCGCGGACGCAGUCGCAGGACGACACGACUCGCGCCAAGGGGGGCGACCUCGGCGAAGUCUGCGGCGGCGACCUGCCGGCCGAGCUUGAGGAGGCUGCGCGCGCGCUCGCCGUCAACGGAGUGAGUCAGCCUAUCGAGACAGAGCGAGGGGCGCACCUCCUGCUGCGCACCGCCUGAGCGCACCGCCGAUGCAGGGCCCGGCGGCCGAGGCCCGCCUCUUGGCGGCGCGGCGAGGCGAGCGCGUGUUUCGUGCUCGAGAGACGGGCCGUCCCGCGUGCGCCACAGCCAACAACAUGGCCGAGAAAAGUGCGCAGGGCAAUGGGGGGCGGGAGGGGGAGCGGCUUUCUUGGGCGGCCGAGAGCCCCUCGGUUUGUUCUUCCCGGGAGGGCGGAACGAGAGUGAGUGGGCAGCCACAGCGCGCCCUGGGAGCGUGCGCGCCAUCCAGUGUGUGUGCAGUGACCAGUGUCGUACCCGGGUAAAAAAAAGGUAGGUGCGUUAUGUC
This is a messenger RNA of Emiliania huxleyi CCMP1516, 2473 nucleotides long. RefSeq lists its product as hypothetical. The transcript is spliced from 8 exons. Lineage: Eukaryota; Haptophyta; Isochrysidales; Noelaerhabdaceae. The record is from RefSeq and is a predicted model, not a curated record. Gene Ontology annotation, molecular function: peptidyl-prolyl cis-trans isomerase activity. Gene Ontology annotation, cellular component: mitochondrion. The coding region runs from base 601 to 2148 and encodes 515 amino acids.